Molecule: messenger RNA, 1392 nt
Organism: Ogataea haglerorum
Lineage: Eukaryota; Fungi; Ascomycota; Pichiomycetes; Pichiales; Pichiaceae
Exons: 1
Coding region: 1-1392 (463 amino acids)
Source: RefSeq, a predicted model, not a curated record
AUGAUCGAGGCUUUACCCAUUGAACUUGUCCUUCAGGUUUGUCAAAACUUGCAUCAGUCGGAUUGCUUUCAUUUGAUGCUAUGCAACAAGUUCUUGAGCCGGUGCUGUCGUAAAAGAUUAUAUCAGUCAAUCAUAGUGGAUGAUGAAAGCCUCUAUCUUGACGAACUUUUGGAGGAUAGUUAUUACCUUCGUGAUAUAUGUGGUGUCAAAGUGUAUUCUAGCAGAGUGAAAUCCUCAUAUGGCCUGAAACAAUUGAUCAAAACACUUACAGAAAGUGACAUGGUUUCCUUAAUACAAAGAAUUGAAGUUAACCAAGAUCUUGGCCUUCUGAGGGAAUGUAUACCUAGAAUGACAAAUCUAAAAUGCGCUCAGCUGCCAGAGUCGGGCGUAUUAGAUGCGCCGGGUUUGCGGUCACUAAGAACAAAAAAAUUAGAAGGCUUCAAUCAUGAUCUUCAUGAGCUGGAGCUGACCCAGAGCUGUAAGUUAACUUUCUCCGACUUUAAGCGCCUCAAGAAACUCUCCGUGACUGGUAUCACCAGCACUAGCCUGAAGCAAUAUCGAGUUACAUUAUCAUCGCUCUUCAUCACAGAUGGCUACAAACUCAAGUUGCAUGCGCUUACCAUUAAAUCAGCAUUGAUCUAUCCUCAAGAAUCACAAAUCCUACUUCAGGCAGUGGAUUUCUCGAAGCUUCAAGUUCUUCGUCUCAUAGACGUGUUUGAAUAUCCCACUUUGAGUUUGCCGGAGACAGACAUUAAGUGGGAGGAAUUGCGCGUCUCAGAUUUUCGGCAAUGGAUGUCUCGAUUGUCAGACCGCAAUCGGCUUCUUGAGACAGGGGAAAUGCUGCUAGAAGCACUGAGACCACAAGUCAAAGGGCUGAAGGUACUGGAGUUGCAAGUAUGCAACUUUUUAGCUGACCGCGGUCCCCAAUUUAUCUCAUCUAUUGCAGACUUGAGGAAACUAGUUGUCACAAUUCCAUGGCAAAAUUGUGUGGAUUAUGACCCCGACGCUCGAAUUCGGGCAUAUUUACAAAGUAUCUCUUUGCAUGCAAAUCUCCGUCAUCUAGUCAUUGAAUCGCCGCCAAUAGAUCUCCCGUUGCUCGAACUAUACUUGUCACACAUGAAAAAUUCGAAAGGUCUCAAGUUCUGUGUCAAACCAAUUGAACUGGCCCAUUUUGUUUCAUUCAUUCAGAACUUCCCUGAAUUGGAAUUCUUGGAUGUAGUUUUCGAUCCACUUCCCUUCAAUGAGUUCCAGGAGAAGUAUAUUGUUGAAGCUCUAACUCCGGGACCACUGCAAUACGCUAAAAUUUCUAACUCAAUCUAUGACAUGAAGACAGGAAUCAUCAAGGGCAAAUAUAUCAUGCGCUGGUUUGACGAGAAGCUUACGAAUUUGUAG